Molecule: messenger RNA, 1599 nt
Organism: Anthonomus grandis grandis
Lineage: Eukaryota; Metazoa; Arthropoda; Insecta; Coleoptera; Curculionidae
Exons: 2
Coding region: 384-1322 (312 amino acids)
Cellular component (GO): nucleus
Molecular function (GO): DNA binding
Source: RefSeq, a predicted model, not a curated record
GAGCUCAGUGGUCAGAAGAAGACCUACGCUCAGCGUUGCAAGCCAUAGGGAAUGGAAUGUCCAUCAAAGCUGCUGCCAAGCAAUACAGUAUACCUCGUACAACACUAGGCCUUCAUCAUAGAACCCAAAAUUCUAAAAAAAAGCUCGGAAGGUCACCAGUAUUAUCUACAGAACAAGAAAAUGAGUUAGUGCAAAGAAUCCACAGACUAGCUGAGGUAGGAAUGCCUAUAACAAGCAAGAUUUUAAUGAAAAGUGUAUUUUCUUAUGCAACAGCAAAAUACAUUUCAAAUCCGUUUUCUAAAAUCUCGAAUAGGGCUGGUAGAAAAUGGCUCAAGUUAUUCUUAACUAGGCAUCCGGACGUAUCGAAAAGUUGAGCUCAACAAAUGAAUAUGGCGCGAGCCCAAAAAAUGAAUAUGCCAAUCGUUGAUGACUACUUUCAUAAGCUAAGAGAAACCAUCGAAAAGCUAAAGUUAUUUGACAAACCAGGUAACAUUUAUAAUAUGGACGAAAAAGGGUGCAGAUUGACAAUUCAUAAGCAACCAAUUGUUUUAGCCAGAAAAGGGGCAAAGCGCGUACAUUUAACCGCACCCGAGCAUGGGGAAAAUGUGUCAAUUGUAGGUUGUGGAAACGCACUGGGUCAAUCAGUACCACCUUUUGUGCUUUUUAAAGGACAAAGGUUAAAACCGGAAUGGUCUGAUCACUUGCCACCUGGCUCAAAAGCAAUUGUCACAAAUAAAGGAAGCAUGACAUGUGAAGCCUUUAUUGUAUGGCUUACUCAUUUUUCCUCAUUCAAAAAUUCUGGCCCAACACUACUAAUAUUCGAUGGGGCUAAAAGUCACCUUGAUAUUUCUAUAGUUGAUGCAGCAGACCGCAUGGGCAUAACUUUAUUUUGUCUUCCAAGCAACACUUCACAUGAGUUGCAACCCAUGGACAAGUCUGUAUUUAAAAGUUUUGAGACGUUUUGGGAUCAAGAAGUUUUGCAGUUUUUAAUGAUAAACCCUGGAAAAGCAAUUACGAAAAUGAGGUUUGGAGAAAUUUUUACUCCCGUUUGGUUCAAAGCGAUGAUUCCAUCAAACAUUAUUUCUGGUUUCAAAGCCACCGGUAUAUAUCCAUUUAGACCAGAGGCUAUACCUGAAGAGGCUUAUGCACUAAGUUUGAUCACCCACAGAGAAGAAAACGACGUAGUAAAUAAUUCUCAAGGUGUAUCAGAUGUCGUGGAAAGUUCUUGCAGGUCAAUUGAGUCUGCAGACAAAAACAAAGCAAGUACAAGCGGGUAUCAAGUGCCAAAGAAAACUGUUGCGGUUCAUUUACUUAUCUUUUAAGUUAUCAAUUUUUGUUGUCUUAGAAUAAUUUGUUACUUUUUCUGUAGUUCCUAAUAUUGACAUGGGGUGGCAAUAAUAGCAGGUCUGGUGAUCCCAAUAUUGCCAUUGUCGACCCCAAUAAAAACUUACAUUAAUUUAGUUUCUAUUUAGUUUUUGGAUUUAAAUAAAAAAUAAUGUUAGAAACAAUGCAUUUUUAUACCCGUGCGUAAAAUUGUACUCACCUCUUAAUAACAGUUUAAGAAUUACUUAUAAGUAAGCGUUAAGGUGGCAAUAUUUG